ACAACUCGUCUAGUCGUGCAUGUAACCGCUUGUUUUCUCCCGCUCGCGACUGUUUUCGCGUUUUGUUUCCGUCAAUGGCAACGCCGAGUAGUGACCAUUUCUCCACCCCCGCGAGAGUGAAUUCCCCUGAGUAUGUUCUCCAUUCGUUCGUUGCAUGCCAGUCUUUUGUUUAAGUCGUUUCGCAAAUCCACCCAAAAAGUGGUGCACAAUCUGUUCCCGUCGGAUUCUCAAUGGAAGUUGGAAUUUCGAAUGGAAGUGUACCGUUAUUUGUCGUCAGUUCGUUCGGAAAAAAUUUGCAUGCCUUCGUCUCCCGACGUGACCGUAAAGUUAAAUGACCGUUGGUCAAAACCGAUUUGCCACGACCUUUUUGCAUGGAAGGUAAGCACCUGGCCAUUUGCCUGUCGGCUGGUGCGUGGUUUGAUUGCUCCUGCAUGGUGUUCCGGAAUUCCGGCAUUUAGAUAAGUUUUAAGUGAUAACGGUUGUACUACAGAAGAAUGAGUGUUGGUUUUGAUAUUGUGAAACGUGUGAAGCAACAGCAAUUUUAAGUGUUGAUCGUUUUGGUUAAAUUGAUUAAGUUUUAAAAAGUUGAGAACCGUAUUUUAAGCUAAAAAGUUAACAAAGUUAGAAGUGGUAAAGCAAAUCCGAAGAUGGCUCUUCCGCCACUUUUACCGUAUCUGGGAAUCAAUCAACUACGGAACUACACCGUCAACCUGGAACUGAACCUGGAGUGGGUAAAGCUGAAUCGAGAGAUUUGGCACAUGGUCCAGGGGAUGGGACCGUUUCCGGGGGCGGCCGGAUUUCCACCGACAGCAGCACAGGCCGGCCUGGGAGCGGAAGGACUCUCGGUGCAGGUCGUCAAGGGUGGGGGGGCGGCGACCGGCGGCGGGGGUGUGGCCGGUGGAGGUGGAGGCCUUGCCAUGGCCGUUGCCGAUCACCAGCUCACCAGCCUCAAACAGCACCAGGAACAGCUCAACCAACAGCACCAGCAACAUCAGCAGCAGCAGGCAGUGGCCGCGGCCGCAGCCGCACAACUGGCCAACUCACAGACACUCAGAAAUACUGUCAGCCAGUACAGUUCCCAAUCAGUAUUAGGCGUCCCGCCGGGUGGCGCUCCGCCACCGACCUCGCUGUCUUCGCUCAGCGCCGUCAGCAGUGCCGUGCCCAGCAGUGGAGUGACCAGCAGCAGUAGUACCACAUCCGCAGCAGUCAGUGCCAUCACCAGUGUCCCCGCCGUAGGACCCGCUGGAGCCCCGCCCGGAAUCGCCGGAAUCUCCAACGGAAUUGAACAACAGACUGUUAGUAUUCAAACGGAACCAGAAACGCAAGUCUCAAGUGCCAACAACACCAUCAUCAACCAAACGAACAUCAGUCCCAACGGUAGCAGCAUCAGCUGUAGUUCGCCGUCAGAUGUCGCCACCGCCGCCGCUCUGAUUGCCGCCAGCAGUGCACAACAAUUGGUGAGCAGCGGAGGAAGCAGCAGUAGUAGUCCCGGCGGUGGCCUCGGCGUCGGCAGUUGUAUCAUGACCACCGGAAGCAGUACCAUCACGACCACGGCCGGGACCGGGACUGUGCCGUUGAGUACGGCCCAGCAGCAGCUCUCGGUGGUGCAAAGCCAGCAACAGCAGCAGAACGUGGCCGCAGCCGUGGCAGCCGCCACCGCCCUAGCCGAAUCCAAAGCACAACCAAAGCGACUACACGUGUCGAAUAUUCCGUUCCGAUUUCGGGACCCGGACCUGCGGUCCAUGUUUGGGCAAUUUGGUACCAUUCUGGACGUGGAGAUCAUCUUCAACGAGCGAGGCAGCAAGGGAUUCGGUUUUGUAACAUUCGCUAAUAGUAGCGAUGCGGAGCGAGCACGCGAACGUCUUCACGGCACUGUGGUUGAGGGACGCAAGAUUGAGGUCAAUAAUGCAACCGCACGAGUUCAAAGUAAAAAAGUUCCUGCUGUUUCGAGCGUUUUUCUGACGAAGCCAGGCACCGUCACGGCUCCUCCCCUCGCAGCGGUUUGCGUGCCCUGGCCAGCCGAAGGUUACCGCCUGUCGAUGAGCGCCUGGCCCUGGUUAGGAGCCUCGGCAGCGACCGUCGGAGCAACCGGAGCCCAAUCUGCGGCAGCCCUGGCCGCCGCCGCAGCAGCAGGUGCCGCCCCAACAUCGGCCGCCGCCGCCGCAGCUGCAGCAGCAGCGGCAUCAUCGAACCAGGCAGCGGCCGCCGCAGCAGCAGCCGCAGCCAACCAGCCAAUGAACGCAGCGGCAGCGGCCGCAGCAGCCGCCUCACCACUGUUGAUAGCACAGGCCGCCCAAAGAGCUGCGGUCGCCGCCCAACGGCGUAGGCCGCCAAACCGGUGACGGAAGUAUCAGCUCAGCCGAUGAUUCAAGCCGCAGCACCCCUGCUCAAGACGCCCCUCUCGCAAGCCCAGCAGGCCUACAAUGCAGCGACCUACACGGCUGUGGCAGCUAGAGCCGCCUAUGGAGCAGCAGCGGCAGCUCAACCGACCGUAGCAGGCUACGCCACGGUUGCAGGAUACGGACGUGAAUACGCUGAUCCGUACCUGGGUCACGGAAUUGGACCAGUUCCCGGAUACGGAGCAACCAUGUACCGAGGAACGUACAAUCGUUUCGCGCCAUAUUAGAUUUAAGCAGGCAACAAGUUUGUUCCGUUCAUCCGCCAUUUUGUAUGACAACAACAACAAACCACCAUAGUUUUUUUUGCACGCGCUUUCGUUUGUUUACAAUUUCUCGUCGACAUCGUUAAGGCGAGGCCCUUUUUCGGUUCACCGUAAUAUCGCGAAACAAACAGCUAAGCGCAGCGGUGACAGAGCGUGAAAAUGACCCCUCGGCGAAGGAAAAGGAUGGAAACUAACCAACAAACGUAUAUAGAAAAACACUAAUCCAGGAUCGAUACCAAAGUUGUAGCAAAAACCAUGAAUGAUGAUCGCGAUCAUCAAGAGCAAAAAAGAAAAAUAACAAGGAGACCCAUGCUUGUAGGAUCGAGGCCUACAACGCCGCCAUUGCAGUUGAAAUUCCGCUCUCUCUCUAUCUAAAGUAUGUUCGUAAAUAUCUGCUGUUUGUAGAUAUACGCAAUAGUCUCGUAAAAAAAACUCACUCACCGAUGCACACGGAGCGAAAUCGGCACGUCAAGGAUGAUAAUGACAACCAUACACUGAAAAACCCAAUGAUAUUCGAUUGUGACAAACAGUGACAGAGGUUAAUCUCUCUAGCUAGUAGUUUUGAUUCAGUUUUAGGGUUCACCGCAACACUCUAUAGGCGAUAAGACGGCAACCAGCCUGAGAAUACUCAGAAAGUUUUUUCCCCAAUGAUUCCGUUUGCAACCGGUUCCUUCCAGAAGUAAUAGUGUGUACCGACACAAAUAGUUCCUGUAGAAACAGAAUUUAUUCUCACAAAAAGUCAUCCUCAGAAUCUUCCAAAAAUAUUUUGUUAACAGUAGGUUUUUUCAGUUACCAUCAUACCGAAAAUUUAGGUAGAUGUUAGUGUUUGGUACAGUUUAUCAAUUUUGUAGAAUUCUUUUUUUUUUGUGGCGCGGACAAUUUCUUCGACAGAAAUUCCCCGUGAAAAAAAACGCUCAAAAUCGCAUAUUAGAUUGUAUUAUCUCUGAAUGUCAUAUGUGAGAAAUAAAAGAUUUGUAGAGUUCGAAUUGAUACGAUUCUAGUACUGCACAGUUGCAGUCUUUCAGUCCAAAUGUGUGAUACAGUGCUAGAUUACAGUGUAAGUUCUCAGUCCACAUCGUUGUCCGUGAUCCUUGUUACAACCCACACGAAAAACCACUCGGCAGAAUGAUUUUAUAUUAAAAUUAUUCUACUACUACGAUACGAAACGCAAACCGCGAGCAAAUGAGAGCGAGAGCUAAUGCUACAAAGAAAAAAAAAACACGUAAUAACAAAAAAGAGCCAAAGUUAUCGACUAACCAGAUUCAAUGUAAGAUGCAAGCGAAGGGAAACAAAUGCUGAACGAGCAUAACACAGAAGUAACAGAACACGGUUAAAAUACCCACAGAAUUAGAAGAUGAGUCCGAUUUUCCCACCAAGGACUCUCUAGUAGGUAGUCAAUGUGCUCACGCUAUACAAACAUACACCCACACCAGACCGUACGUACACUAAUCAGUUUUCCGUUUUAUGGCAGCUUACGAAUUUUGGUGUUGUACAAUUUCCAAAAUUAACAAUAGACGGUAAAACAUUGUGUGUUUGUGAUAGGGAAUCGAACGAAUCCACUCAGUCAGUCUCCAGUCUUAGUGCAUGAAACGCAUCAGGGGCAAAUACUCAAUACGAAAUGCUCUUCUAGUACUGCGCGUGCGAGGUUAUGUUCUCUCACGGCAGAAACACUUCGAAAAUCUACUCAGAAAAUAGGUUAUUCCUAUCACAAGAAGCGGCGUUGUCAUCGGUUCAAAUCUCAAAUCGUACGCACGAGAAAGAAAACGUAUAUUUUUUAUGUUAAUUGUUUACUCGUUAGGGUUUAGUCUGGAGAUGAGUUACAGUCAUUAUCAAAGUACAUACAUCAGAGUUAUUUCUUAGGUUAUAGGUAAGAUCUGAAAGCGCGCACACAUGUUUAAUCAUCACCGCACAAUAGCGCAACUCUCUCACGCAUACACACACAGGCAGAGAAGCAAGAGAAGAAGCAAGGCAUGACGAAAGACGGAGAAAAAGAAAACAAACUCAAUCAGGGCAUUCUAUGUUUGUAAGAUUUAGUUUUUCGGUUUUUAAAGAUACGUUACGUUAUAACGAGUAGGUUUAGGUUAUGUGUUACGCUAGCGGAAAAGAGGAAGGCUUUGGUGUUUAGUGACGAUAAGCGAAUUACUUGCGAAUGGAUGGGUUUCUUACCGGAAGGUAUGAAGAGGGUUUGCGAAUCUUCAGCUCUAUUUUGGCAGUUGUAGAUCAUGGGAAUGUAAUAACUUUUUGUGGGAUGGAAUGUAUUAGCUAAUAGAAUUUUUGCUGCUAAUUUUUUUUUGACAAAUUUUGAAAAAUCAUUCAUUUAUCCGUGAAUUUUAUGAGACAAUGGACAUCAUUCGGAUCUAGUGUAUUGAUCUAAAAAUUGUUGUAAAUCAGUCAAAAAUCCGAAGAUUUCAUAAUAUUUCCAGCACUUUUAUCGACUUUUUCUUAAGGUGGCCAAACUGUCCCACUUUCCCCUACUAGAUGUGAUACACAUUCUGAGCCGGACCUCUUUGUCUUUAUUUCGUCUUUGUCCAAGGACGAAAUUGAGCCGCAGUAGUCAAGAUCAAAAUGAGUUUCACUUCUAGUAUUGUAUGUUGUUCCUUGCUACAGAGUGCUGUACACUUUUUUCAACUUUCGCUCUACUACUUGAAUUGAAGUAUACGGAACUUAAAGGCCUUUAAUUUGACUUUGAUACAACUACAACCUUAAUACCAUUUAUGCAGAAAUAGUUUUGUUCUUAUUUUGUUGGAUAACUUGGUAUCU
Molecule: messenger RNA, 5422 nt
Organism: Aedes aegypti (yellow fever mosquito)
Lineage: Eukaryota; Metazoa; Arthropoda; Insecta; Diptera; Culicidae
Gene: Rbfox1
Product: mucin-5AC
Biological process (GO): regulation of alternative mRNA splicing, via spliceosome; nervous system development
Cellular component (GO): nucleus; cytoplasm
Molecular function (GO): mRNA binding; ice binding
Source: RefSeq, a predicted model, not a curated record